AUGACAAGAGAGACAGGUUCAGCAAAUAAUCCUGUAGGUGGAAGUCCUGAAGAAGCUCAGGGAGUCUCAGACAAGCAUCAGGAUUCAAAGAAGAUUAAGGAAAAAGAUGAAACCACCAACACUGUAACCUUUUACAAGCUCUUCUCAUUUGCAGAUUCUUUGGAUUAUCUGUUGAUGCUUGUGGGGACAGUUGGUGCUGUUGUAAAUGGAAUAUCCAUGCCCUUAAUGACUGUUUUUAUUGGAGAUAUAAUUGAUGCUUUUGGAAGAUCCGCAGACACCAAAGAAGUUGUCCAUGAAGUUUCCAAGGUGUCUCUGAAGUUCGUAUACUUGGCAGUUGGUGCCUUUCUUGUGUCAUUUCUUCAGGUGACUUGCUGGAUGGUCACUGGAGAAAGACAGGCUGCAAGAAUUAGAGGUUUAUACCUGAAGACAAUUUUGAGGCAGGACAUCAGUUUCUUUGAUAAGGAAACUAACACUGGUGAGGUUGUUGGAAGGAUGUCAGGUGAUACUGUUCUUAUUCAAGAUGCCAUGGGAGAGAAGGUAGGACAAUUCAUACAGUGUGUGGCAGCUUUUUUUGGAGGUUUUAUCAUAGCAUUCAUUGAGGGAUGGCUUCUAACUAUUGUCAUGCUAUCCUCUAUUCCUCCUAUUGUCUUUUCUGGUGCUAUGAUGAGCAUUGUUCUUGCCAAAGCCACAUCCCGUGGACAAAAAGCUUAUUCUGCUGCUGCAACUAUAGCAGACCAGGCAAUUGGUUCUAUAAGAACAGUUGCAUCAUUCACAGGGGAGAAGCAAGCUAUAGCUAAAUAUGAUCAGUCCUUGAUUAAAGCGUACAGGACUAGUGUGCAAGAGGGACUGGCUUCUGGUAUGGGUUUUGGUUCAACUUUUCUUCUUUUUUUCUUCACUUAUGGUUUGGCAGUAUGGUAUGGUGGGAAAAUGGUACUGGAGAAAGGAUAUACAGGAGGGAAGGUUAUCACCGUAAUUUUUGCAGUUUUGACAGGCUCCUUGUCUCUGGGGCAGGCAUCUCCAAGCUUGAGUGCUUUUGCUGCAGGACAAGCUGCAGCCUCUAAGAUGUUUGAAACAAUUAAAAGGAAGUCAGACAUUGAUGCUUAUGACAUUACUGGCAAGCAGCUAGAUGACAUACGUGGGGAUAUAGAACUGAGGGAAGUUUGCUUUAGUUAUCCUGCGAGGCCAGAUGAACUCAUAUUCAAUAGAUUUUCUCUCUCAAUACCAAGUGGCGCUACAACAGCUUUGGUUGGACAAAGUGGGAGUGGAAAAUCAACAGUUAUUAGUCUGAUAGAAAGAUUUUAUGAUCCACAAGCUGGUGAAGUUCUUAUUGAUGGUAUCAAUAUCAAAGAAUUGCAGCUAAAAUGGACUAGACAGAAAAUAGGCCUCGUCAGCCAGGAACCAGUUUUGUUUACUUGUAGCAUUAAAGAGAAUAUUGCCUAUGGUAAGGAUGGCGCGACAGAUGCAGAAAUCAGAGCUGCGGCAGAGCUUGCUUAUGCUGCAAAGUUCAUAGAUAAACUUCCUCAGGGGUUAGACACAAUGGUUGGCGAACACGGAACUCAGCUGUCUGGAGGUCAAAAGCAGAGGGUAGCCAUAGCAAGAGCAAUAUUGAAAGACCCAAGAAUUCUUCUUCUUGAUGAAGCAACAAGCGCCCUUGAUGCUGAAUCUGAGAGAAUCGUACAGGAGGCACUGGACAGAAUAAUGAAAAGUAGAACCACUGUUAUUGUAGCUCAUCGCUUGAGCACUGUAAGGAAUGCUGAUAUUAUUGCCGUUAUUCAGCAAGGAAAAAUAGUAGACAAAGGUUCACAUGCUGAGCUCACAAAGAACCCUGAUGGAGCCUAUAGCCAACUCGUUAGAUUGCAGGAAACAAAGGAGUCAGAGAAUAUGAAUGCAAAUGACACAUAUAAGCCAGAAAGCAUAUUGAAUUCUGAAAGGCAAUCAAGCCAACGACUUUCUUCCUUAAAAUCUAUAAGUCGAGAGUCAUCUGGACUAGGGAGAAGCAGUCGUCAUUCAUUCUCAGUGCCAUAUGGUGUGCCUCCAACAAAUGGACUCUUUGAAACAGCAGGUGCGGAACCUGAAGCUCCUAGUUCAAAAGAUUCACCAACUCCUCCAGAAGUGCCACUUUACCGCCUGGCUUAUCUAAACAAACCUGAGAUUCCAGUCUUGUUUAUAGGGACUCUAGUUGCUGUGGCAAAUGCAGCAAUAUUCCCAGCUUUCGGGUUACUGCUCUCCAAAAUGAUAAACACUUUCUAUGAACCUGCAGAUAAACUCAGUAAAGAUUCAAAGUUUUGGGCGUUGAUAUUUGUUGCCCUUGGUGUGGCAUCCUUCUUAGUAAUUCCAGCGAAGUUCUACUUAUUUGCUGUCGCUGGUGGUAAGUUGAUAAGAAGGAUCCGGUUAAUGUGUUUUGAGAAAAUAAUCCACAUGGAAGUAAGUUGGUUUGAUGAAGCUGAGCAUUCAAGUGGAGUCCUUGGAGCCAGGCUAUCUACUGAUGCAGCUUCUGUCCGAGCUUUGGUUGGAGAUGCACUUCUUUUGCUGGUUCAAAAUAUUGCUACUGCAAUUAUUGGCUUGGUCAUUGCUUUGGAGGCAUGCUGGCAGCUUGCUCUUAUAAUUCUUGUUAUGCUACCCAUAUUAGUACUCAAUGGAUACGCACAGUUCAAGUUCAUAGAAGGAUUCAGCGCAGAUGCUAAGAAAUUGUAUGAGGAAGCAAGUCAAGUGGCGAAUGAUGCAGUAGGGAGUAUUAGAACAGUUGCUUCUUUCUGUGCUGAGGAGAAGGUGAUGGAAUUAUACCAUAAAAGAUGUGAAGGGCCAAUUAAAACAGGCAUAAGGAGAGGGAUAAUAAGUGGAGCUGGAUUUGGUUUAUCAUUCUUCUUGCUGUUUUCUGUCUAUGCAUGCAGUUUCUACGCUGGAGCUCGACUUGUACAAGACGGCAAAUCAUCAUUCUCAGAUGUUUUUCGUGUCUUCUUUGCUCUCACUGUAGCAGCAUUAGGAAUCUCCCAAUUUAGCUCCUUGGCUCCUGAUUCAAGUAAAGCUAAGAGUUCCGUUGGUUCUAUAUUUACUAUUCUUGAUGGGAAAUCAAAAAUAGAUCCCAGUGAUGACUCCGGGAUGACAUUGGAACGGUUAAUGGGAGAAAUUGAGUUUCGCCAUAUCAGUUUCAAAUAUCCAACCAGAUCUGAUUUUCAAGUAUUCAGAGAUCUUUCCUUGAGCAUUCGUUCAGGAAAGACAGUUGCUAUAGUUGGAGAAAGUGGAAGUGGGAAAUCAACUGUGAUCUCGUUGUUGCAGAGAUUUUAUGAUCCUGAUUCAGGUCACAUUACACUGGAUGGAAUAGAAAUCCAAAAGCUACAAGUAAAAUGGUUAAGACAGCAAAUGGGUUUGGUGAGUCAAGAGCCUAUGUUAUUUAAUGAUACAAUUAGAGCCAAUAUCGCAUAUGGAAAGGGAGGGGAUGCAACAGAGGCUGAAAUUAUUGCUGCAGCAGAACUGGCAAAUGCUCACAAGUUCAUUUCUAGUUUGCAGCAGGGGUAUGACACAAUAGUAGGAGAGCGAGGAGUUCAGUUAUCUGGGGGACAAAAGCAGCGCGUGGCUAUUGCACGAGCCAUAGUAAAGAAUCCGAAAAUAUUGCUUCUGGAUGAAGCUACCAGUGCCUUAGAUGCAGAAUCUGAGAAAGUGGUACAGGACGCGUUGGAUCAAAUUAUGGUGGAAAGAACCACAGUAGUAGUGGCUCAUAGAUUAUCCACAGUUAAAAGUGCAGAUUUGAUUGCAGUAAUUAAAAAUGGAGUCAUAGAAGAGAAGGGAAAGCAUGAGAAUUUGCUCAACAAAGGUGGUGCCUAUGCUUCCUUAGUGGCAUUGCACACAGGUUCUUCCAUAAAAGAACUCAACUGAAUUCCUGCAAGUUACAACUCAGCAAAUCAAGGACCUUGCAAGAUUAAGAU
Neltuma alba is the source of this 3923-nucleotide messenger RNA. Its product is annotated as ABC transporter B family member 11-like. Lineage: Eukaryota; Viridiplantae; Streptophyta; Magnoliopsida; Fabales; Fabaceae. Gene Ontology annotation, cellular component: mitochondrial inner membrane. The transcript has 12 exons. Gene Ontology annotation, biological process: oligopeptide export from mitochondrion. Gene Ontology annotation, molecular function: ABC-type oligopeptide transporter activity; ATP hydrolysis activity; ATP binding. Bases 1 to 3873 code for a protein of 1290 amino acids. The record is from RefSeq and is a predicted model, not a curated record.